Messenger RNA from Mustela lutreola (European mink), 705 nucleotides. It is a transcript of the gene CIMIP5, whose product is annotated as chromosome 9 C2orf50 homolog. The transcript has 4 exons. The record is from RefSeq and is a predicted model, not a curated record. Bases 138 to 509 code for a protein of 123 amino acids. Lineage: Eukaryota; Metazoa; Chordata; Mammalia; Carnivora; Mustelidae.
CACACACACACACACACACACACCCAUGGGGAGCCGCCCUGCCCCCAGGGUUCCCGAGAACCACGUCAGCUGGGUACCGGCUGCCCUUGACCAGACUGUCAGCCUUGGACUCCUCCACGGCCCCUGGUGGCCCUGCGAUGGGCAGGGGUCUCGCCGGCAGUCGCCAAGCCCCCCAGGCCCCAGAAGCAGAGCGGUUGGGCCAGGGGACAGACGGUGUGAGGCAGGAUCAGCUGUGGAGGGAGCUCGUGGAGGCCGAGAGGAGGGGCCAACAGCGCUGGGCUCAGCACUGGAGUUUCCUGAAAGACUACGACCCCUUGGGCAAUAGGAAGGAGCCUGUGCAGCUGCCGGAGCACGUGUCUCUCUUUUCCGACACAGUCCCCAACUCCGCCAACCAGGUGGUGGGCAGCAGGGUGAACACGCCCCUGGGGCAAACCCUCAUCGGGAUGGACUUCUUCUGUGUCAGUGGAGUCCGGAAAAAGAAACUGGAAGCCGAGCUGCAGCCCGUGUAGGGGGAGGAGGCAGUACCCGCCCGCUGCUGAACAACCCAACCAGAGGCCCCGGGGAUUCCCACCGCAUGGGCGAAGGCAGGAGCAGCUGGCACGCAAAUCGUGUUCUCUGACAAUUAGCAGACUUUACCGAAACCACGGGGCACAUUCAGUCCACCGUGGAGACCCCCUCUGCACAUAACACCUAAAAUGAUGCCUG